Heterocephalus glaber (naked mole-rat) is the source of this 1900-nucleotide messenger RNA. It is a transcript of the gene Micu2, whose product is annotated as mitochondrial calcium uptake 2. Lineage: Eukaryota; Metazoa; Chordata; Mammalia; Rodentia; Bathyergidae. Gene Ontology annotation, cellular component: uniplex complex. Gene Ontology annotation, biological process: mitochondrial calcium ion homeostasis; calcium import into the mitochondrion. Gene Ontology annotation, molecular function: calcium ion binding. The record is from RefSeq and is a predicted model, not a curated record.
ACGGAGCGCUGCGCUCUAGCACUUCCGCAAAGAUGGCGGCAGCACGGUCUACUGUCCGUCUUGCGGUGUGGGGUGGACGACUGCGGCGCGGCCUUACUGCCAGCCGACUGGCCGUGCUGAGCCCAGGUCCCUUGGCAGCGGCAGUGACCGGCGUGGUCUUGGCAGGGGCAGGAGCGGCCUGGCAUCACGGCCGUGUGAAUGUCGCGGCGCGCGAAGGCAGCCUCACUGCCUCCGCACAGGAAAACAUUGACCAUGGAGCAGUAGAGAAACUCUCCCUUCGUAAGCAGCGGUUCAUGCAAUUUUCUUCACUGGAACAUGAAGGGGAAUAUUAUAUGACACCACGAGACUUCCUCUUUUCAGUAAUGUUUGAGCAAAUGGAACGUAAAACUUCAGUCAAGAAGCUGGCAAAAAAGGAUAUCGAGGAUGUCCUGGCAGGAAUCCAAAAGGCUGGUUGUGGAUCAACCUUUUUUAGAGACCUUGGCGAUAGAGGGCUGAUUUCUUAUACUGAGUAUCUUUUCUUGCUUACAAUCCUCACUAAACCCCAUACUGGGUUUCAUGUGGCUUUUAAAAUGCUAGAUACAGAUGGCAAUGAGAUGAUGGAGAAAAAGGAGUUUCUUAAGCUGCAGAAGAUCAUAAGUAAACAAGAUGACUUCAAGAUAAUGAAAACUAAUGAAACAGAAUGUCAGGGUCAAACAAUGAAAGAAUCUGAAAUUGACACAACCCUUCAGAUGCGUUUCUUUGGAAAAAGAGGAGAAAGAAAACUUCAUUAUAAAGAAUUCCGAAGAUUUAUGGAAAAUUUACAAACAGAAAUUCAAGAAAUGGAAUUCAUUCAGUUUUCCAAAGGUUUGAAUUUCAUGAGGAAAGAAGACUUUGCAGAGUGGCUACUUUUUUUCACUAACACCGAAAAUAAAGACAUUUAUUGGAAAAAUGUAAGAGAGAAGUUGUCAGCAGGAGAGAGCAUUAGUUUGGAUGAGUUCAAGUCAUUUUGCCAUUUUACAACCCACUUGGAAGACUUUGCUAUUGCCAUGCAAAUGUUUAGCUUAGCUCAUCGACCUGUCAGACUAGAAUUUAAGAGAGCAGUGAAGGUAGCUACAGGACAAGAGCUUUCAAACAAUAUUUUGGACACCGUCUUCAAGAUCUUUGAUUUGGAUGGUGAUGAAUGCCUUAGCCAUGAAGAGUUUCUUGGGGUGUUAAAAAACAGGAUGCAUCGAGGUUUAUGGGUACCACAACAACAGAGUAUACAAGAAUACUGGAAAUGUGUGAAAAAAGAAAGCAUUAAAGGAGUAAAAGAAGUCUGGAGAAAAGCUGGGAAAGGCCUUUUUUAAAAAGAGAUAACACAGAAAUUAUGUUGCUCCAAAUGUCAGGAUCUGAGAUUUUUUUUCCACAGCAUUAGCUGCUUUCCUGAAGUCCUCAUUGAUUUCCUUUGUAAUAUAAAAAUGCUAUGUACCUGCUUUCUGAUUCAAUGAUUUCUUGAUAUGUUUUCAUUAAAAAACAGUGGAAAGAAAGGGAACUACAAUACCAUUUUACAAAAACAAACACUGGAUUCUUUCAGAAGGCCUAAAUUCUAAGUAACAUUUUAUGCUUUGGUAAGACACCUAGUUGCUGAAUUCUUAGAAGUGCCUGAUACACUUUCUGGAAAGGUAGUGCUUGCUUUGGCAGCACAUACACUAAAGUUGGAAGAGCAAACAAAGCACCUGACUCACAGGCCAGUAUCAAUUCCAGAAGUUGUGGUAUUCCUAGUAGGAUAAAUGAAAUUAAAAACUGAUUUCAGAUUUCUUGCAUUGGUAUUAUAGCUAAUAAAUUUCUUGUAUGUUUUAUUUCAGUUAGCUGUAUAUUGUCUUAAAAUAAUAUGUAAAUGUCAGUAAUGAAAUCAAAAUAAAGUGCAUAGAUACAAAAAAUA